Sparassis crispa is the source of this 1926-nucleotide messenger RNA. Its product is annotated as kinase-like protein. Gene Ontology annotation, biological process: intracellular signal transduction; protein phosphorylation; negative regulation of glycogen biosynthetic process. The record is from RefSeq and is a predicted model, not a curated record. Gene Ontology annotation, molecular function: protein serine/threonine kinase activity; ATP binding. Gene Ontology annotation, cellular component: cytosol; nucleus; cytoplasm. The transcript has 4 exons. Bases 1 to 1926 code for a protein of 641 amino acids. NCBI's taxonomy places the organism in Eukaryota, Fungi, Basidiomycota, Agaricomycetes, Polyporales, Sparassidaceae.
AUGGGCUACGACAACGAGUCGAGCGACGACGAGGAAUAUGUGUGGGUGGCGGCGGGCAAGCGGCGGGCCCGCGGCGGGCCACUGCGCACGUGUACCAUUACUACCAAUCCCUCAAAGUCUUUCCGCUCCGGCCGUUCCAGUUCUGCUCCACCAUCAUCAUCUCGGCGAACUCGUCCUUCCCUCGCACAGGGAUCUCUUCUCCAACCCAGCAUGCUCGCUGCCCACACUGUCGAUCUCCCUUUUGACGACGACGAUUGGGUCGCUCCUCCACCAACCGACAGACUAUAUCGAGCAGCCAGUGUGGGCAACAGUUGGGGCGUCACGUCAUUUGGUCGCGGUUUCGACUGGAAAAAGAAGGACGAGGAGCUACAAUCGCCUGCGCGACACCAGGGAUUGCAGUUAUCAGCUGAGCCCCAGAUCCUCAGCAAAGACACUCCCCCAUUUCUGCGUGCUCGUCCCACUCGACUGAGUACUGUCGCAGUUGCAAAACCUAAGGCUACCACACCGCCACCCGCCGUUCCCAAAUCAAAUCGCUCUCCCAUCUUCGGCAGCUUUAUUUCUGGGCCUCUAACACAUUCACCCAUGUCAUCUCGCCCAGCCUCACCUCCCAUAACAUCAUCUCCUCAACCAAUGUCCCCAGCCGAACUCGCAGAUUCAUCCAUUCCCACGACUCUGUCACGAUCUCCGUCAUCACCACGGUUAUCCACUCCCUCUCGUCGCCGCUCUUCUCAGCAGCGUGUGUCUCUUAUUGCCGGUCGUGUCUCGAUUGUACAGGUCGAGCCACCAUCACCCCCGCCUAACGCUCCACAGAAACUUGUGCGCACAAAUAGCUCGCGCAGUUUUCUGAGCGUAGCCUCGAGCACCGGUCCUCCAACGCCUAGCUCAGAAGCUGUAGAACAGCUUAGCGAGCGUAGCAUCUCCGAGUUUGUGGUUGAGAAGGAGAUUGGUAGAGGUGCGUAUGGUCUUGUGAAGAGAGCAAGAGAGAUGCAGGACGAUGGGACAUUAGGGCCUCCAUUGGUGAUUAAGCAGAUCAUCAAGUCGCGCAUAUUGGCGGAUUGCUGGAAACGACAUCCGAAGUACGGCACGAUACCAAUUGAGAUCUACGUCAUGUCUGCUAUCUCUUCCACCCAAUAUGUCUUACCUCCUCGUCGGCCCUGGGAUCCAUCACGAUUAUUGCCAGAGCCCGAUGAUUCCUGGGUGGAAGGCAAGGUCGUGAGCGGACAUCCGAACAUCUGCCCUCUUCUCGAUUUCUUCGAGGACAACCACUAUUAUUAUCUGGUGCUACCCUCGACCACCCCUGAGCCGAAGGACGGCGAGCCACCACCGCCCUCGGACUUGUUCGAUCUCGUCGAAAGCUACCCGCACGGCUUGCCCCCGAGUUGUAUUAGAAGCUACCUUGGUCAAAUUGCAGACGCGAUGUGUUUUUUACAUUUGAAAGGAAUUGUACAUCGCGAUAUUAAAGACGAGAAUGUUGUUAUUGGACCUGCAGGCAGGUGUGUUUUGAUCGACUUCGGAAGCUCCGGCCUCGUGAAGAAGGGGGGAUGGGAUACUUUCAGCGGAACCCUUGAUUACGCUGGACCUGAGAUUCUGCGGGGAGAGCGCUACAGCGGCCCUGAGCAAGAUGUUUGGGCAUUCGGAGUGGUAGCCUAUGUGAUGCUCGUCGGGGAAUGUCCGUUCACAACGGCCGCAGAAGCUCAAGAAGGCCUGGAGUCUCCUUUUGCCAAUGCGGCAAUAGCACUCGACGAACGAUGCGGGGAAGGUAAGGAGCGUGAAGGGGAAGAAAAGGACGGCGGAGGGGCGCUGGGGGAUGCCGCCGCGCUGGUUCGGGCUUGCUUGCAAGUGGAUGUCAGCGCACGGCCUUCAUUCCAAACGAUAUUGCAGAGUCGAUUUUUGUGCGGGCAUGAGGGCUGGGGGUUGGAAGAGUGA